Molecule: messenger RNA, 3562 nt
Organism: Ostrinia furnacalis (Asian corn borer)
Lineage: Eukaryota; Metazoa; Arthropoda; Insecta; Lepidoptera; Crambidae
Product: cyclin G-like
Exons: 2
Coding region: 16-207 (63 amino acids)
Source: RefSeq, a predicted model, not a curated record
CCAUUGAGUUAACAAAUGUUUAAAUGUAUUUGCUUGCAGGUGCUGCGACCAACAGACCGGCUGACGUCGCUUCUGCCCACCAUCGAGGAACAACACUACGCUGUCGACGCCACGCCCACGCGAAACAGAACUGGCAGUGAGAGCAGCGAAAGUGAAGACAUGUCCGACUGGCCUCGGAGCCCCGUCCUACCCGUCUACUGCGACUAGCCACGCCACGCCACGCCACGUCACGUCACGCCACGCCACGUGUCACGAGUGUUUGCGCCGCCAUACUCCGACUCAGAUGUAAAUAUGUGUGAAAUGGUUUUGAUUUAAACAAUUUGAAUAGAAUGUUAUUUGAUAAGUUAAGUAUGAUGUUUGCGCAAAUGAUUUUGGAAAAAUCACAAAAUAAAAUGCAUUUUUAACAACAUCCAGCCAGUGCUGAGUAGAAGCAGCGCAAGAAACUCAUGUCCGUUUUCACCAUCAAUCCCUAAUUUCUAAGUGACCCCUAUGGUAUAACAGGAAUUUUGUUUUCAUAGGGAUCACUUAAAAAUUAGGGAUUGAUGGUGGUCACUUGUGAUCUUGUCAUCUUAUCAUAAAAAGUAGUAAAAAACUAGGGUUUCUCUAUGGCCUUUUAAAUUCAACUUUCUCUAUCUUUAAAUGUCUAUGGAAAUUGUUUAAAUAGUCUAUGGUGUGUCAAUGUAUGAUCCCACUUUUGAGCGAGUCAAAACUCCGUGAUCAAACUUUCAAUUUUUAUACGAAAACGUUUUAUGUGAGAGUUCGUAUAAUUAUGCCACUUUGACAUAUCAUGGUAGAUUUAAUAGCUAAAUAUAUUAUUAUAUUUUAUAUUUUUAAAUUGACAUUUUUUAUAUUAAUUCAGGCAUUUAAAUAAAAUAUUUUUCAAAUAAUAAAUAUUGAAACAUACUCUUUCAUGAAACGUUUUUGUUAAAUUUGAUAACUUCAAGUGCUUAGAACCGGCGGGCAUUUUUAAUUUAUAUUUAAAAUAUUAAUUAGGUAAUUUUACUACAUUUUAAAAGUGAAAAAAAAAUACAAAAUUGAUCGGUGCAAUUUUUUCAAAAUUUUUGUUCAACAAAAAAAAAAAUAAAAAUUGUUCUUUUUUGAGUAUUAUCGGGAAUUUGGAUACGCUGUACAAAAUGUAGCGAAAAUAUUAAUAAAAUAACGGAAUUUAUUUUUGUACAGCGUAUAAAAUUCUUUUGUAUGUUUGUUAGUGUUGUAUUCAGAAUAUACGCCUUUUAUUAUCUACGUAUUUUAAAUUAUGACGAAAAUAUAUGUUAAAUGCUCUAGGUGACAUCUUUUUUCGUCUUCUUAAAUUCUGAAUACAACAAAUCGGUACUAAACUCAUCGCAUCGUAAGAAGUACUCUAUAUCGUUUUUUGGUUCAAAAAAUGAUAUAAAAAUCAGUUAACGCCACUAAUUUGCGACUUGCGACACGAUGCGAUUAGUCGAGUGCGAUUCUCCCAACGAGACGACGUUUGUUGUCGCACACUGGUAAAGCUUUAUUUAAAAUGAUUAAGUUUCGUCUAUAAUUUGUAAUUUUUAAGCUUGUUUUUUGAUUUUUGAAAUCGUUCGAGAGCAUUCGUCGUCUUGUUAGAAUUUAGUUCGUCCUGUGAUGAGAAAAAAGUAAAAAAAAAAUUAAAAUAAUAUUCCAUAUUGUUUAGUUUGUAAGUCUCCUUCCUCUUCUAUAAGAAUUUGCAAGUUGUAUUUUACCACCACAGAGUUGCAACUCUUUAAAAAACAGUUGCAAAUCUGUGGCGGAAAGAAAAAGUCAAGUCCACCGAAGUUUUUUUUUUAUAAAGUACAUUGUAUCAAUAAUUUUAGUAUUAUAAUAAUAAAAAAAAAAACAAUUAAUAUAUUUUCACCUUUAAUUUGACUAACUCCUAUUGAGUUUCCAAAAUUUUCAUUUUUAUCCUUUCACAUUUUUUUAGUAAAAAAAAGUAUGUUGGCAUUAUUAAUAAUUUCAUUUCUUUAUUAUUUUGUAGUUAUAAUAAUUCUAAUAUUUGAUACUUAUUAUAUCUAGAUUAAUCAAAGAAAUGACAAAAAAAAUUACAAAUCAAUUAAAAAAAGCCGAAAAAAAUGAUCUCAGGUAAUAUUUUUCAUAGGUCGCGUAAAACUUCAUAACUAGAAAAAAAAACCCAAAAAAAUAUUUUUCAAUGUUUGAAAUAAUAUUUUUUCUUACGCAAAUAAGAAGUGUAUGUGUGUUUGUUUUUGUUUUAUUUGCAUUUUCAUGUAUUUCAUUUUAUUUUACUUUCCUUUUUGCUUUUUUGUAUUUCUCAAUAAGCGUAAAAUAACGAAGGAAGUGUAAGUGAAUGGUUUUUUCUAAGGGAAUGUGUGUUAAAAUAGAAAAUCAGCAAUCUCUGUGAUACAUAAUUAUCAUCAAAAUCCCAUUUUCCAUCAUGAAUAUUUUGUAAGUGAUUUUGUAUGUGAAAAUCUAAGAAAAAAAAAUACGUACAAAUUGGAGCAGAUAUUUUAUUUUUUCAGUUUCACAAAAAAUGUAUUCGUUUUUGUUAUCAAAAUUCUUGCAAAAGUAUUUUGAUUUUUUCAAUUAAAAAUAUCUGUUCCAAUUCGUACGCGAAUGUCAUCAGAUAUUUUAUAAAACGUCAGUUGGGAGAUACGUUUAAAAGUUUAAUAAAAUCACUAGGGAUUUAUCAUUCUUCGAAUUGUAUUCAGUAAGUUGACAGUUUGUGGCCUCAGUUUAAAACAUUAGCAUUCUUUCUGCAGUCGAGUAAACGUUCAAUAUUUUGUGAACCAACGAAUUUAACGUUGAUUUUUAUCAAUUAGCCACUGAAAAAUAUACAGUCGUGUUUAGUUGUUGAGCCUUUAGUAUAAUUAAAUGUUGAACUAGUCCUACAUUUUUAAUUGUAAAGUUUUAAAAACAAUUAUUAAUACCCAAACUUGAGGCCUAUCAAAUAGUGCAAGUCUUGAAUCAAACUUUAAAAGCACAAUUUAAUGAUAAAAAAUCGUUUUUGAUGAUGUUUUUGCAAAUUGUCAACUUUUCCUGCAUUUAGCGUUCUAUAAAACUAUUUGUAUCGGUAAUGUGUGUGUGCACGUCUACAGAUUGGCACAAACGUAAGAAUGUAUCUUAUUUGUAACAGGCAUAAGGCAUGAUUUUGAAGAUUUCGAGUUCAAUCAAAUCGCGUGUGAAUUUCAUUCGUACGAAAGUUGGUUUUUCGAGGUCCUAAAAUUUUGUCUGUGCUUGACACCAUCUGUUUAUAAUAAGCAUUCGUUUAGAAAUGGUCAAAAUGUAAAUAAAUAUUUGAAUGAAAUUUCAAAUUUUAAAAUCAACCUAAAAGGCUUAAAAAGUCAUGCCAAGUUCAAUAUUCUUUUACAUUCUUGGCCAAUUCUUAUUCUUAAUUUUAAAUCUACUUAUUUGUUAAAAUGGUCAAAACUUAAUUGUAACUACUUAAUCGACCCAUAUUGGGUCAAUCGACCGGUUGUGUACGAACAUGUAUGAAAUGUGUGUUUGUGUCAAUUUGUUGACGCUAUGUGUAUUGUACGAUAGCUUGCUGUGGUGUACGAGUUAAUCUGAAAUCUCGAAUUGAUGAGAAUAAAAGUUGGGACUCUUA